Messenger RNA from Parasteatoda tepidariorum (common house spider), 3908 nucleotides. RefSeq names its product atrial natriuretic peptide receptor 1. Gene Ontology annotation, biological process: intracellular signal transduction; receptor guanylyl cyclase signaling pathway; protein phosphorylation. Gene Ontology annotation, molecular function: peptide receptor activity; ATP binding; protein kinase activity. NCBI's taxonomy places the organism in Eukaryota, Metazoa, Arthropoda, Arachnida, Araneae, Theridiidae. The record is from RefSeq and is a predicted model, not a curated record. Gene Ontology annotation, cellular component: plasma membrane.
AGUCUUCUGAACUGAGAAUUCAGUGAGUGUGUUCUUAUAUUGCUUGUUCGCUAUCUGGACAACAGGUUGUGUAAUACCGGAAGAGAGCUGAAAAACGUAUUGUGGCAUUGUUUAUCGUUAGCGCUUUCUUAGAGUUGAUUUAAUUUAUUGAGAGAAGCGGUUAAACUAUGAUUUUCAUUUAAGAGAAUUAAAUCUAAUUUUGAUUAAAGUUUUAGAACUUUUCCUUAAGUUCUAAACUUUGAAUAAACUUGCAAUGGAAGGAAGAUUUUGUGAGUAAGAAAUAAAAGCAGAUCGAAAUUCUAUUUUAUAUUGAAAAAAAAAUCAACAUGAAUUUAUCAGUUUAAAAUUACACCCGAAUUUCUUUUGCGUUGUAAAGUAGUUUCUAAAUACAAUAUCGUUGUUGGUAUUUUAAGAACUGUUAAACGUGUUUUUAUAAUUUUAUUGAUGCAACGAUUAAUAUGUUAAGUGCUAAAUUAAAAUCAUUAAAAAUGCUCUAUGGAGAUAUAUUUGUAGAGCUUGAGCCGCAUUGUAAUGUAAAGACAUUUGAUUUAAUAAGAAUAAGAAUUUAUUAAAAUUUGCAAAUAACUUUUAGUUUUUCUUAAAAUUUCUCUUUUCGAAAUGCUAUUAGCAAGAAGAAUAAGAAUAAAUCAUGAAAAUUAACUGAAAUUUAUUUCAAUAGUAGUUAUGGUAUCGAUAAUUAUUCAUCUUACUUGCAUUUUUUACAUGCUUUUUAAUUCAGUCAGCAAUAAUUUGAUACGUUUAGCUGUACUGGCACCUGGAGAUGAAAACCAGCCUUUCGCCAUGCACAAAGUGGUACCAGCAGUACUGUACGCCGUACAAAACAUUGAAAGAAAAGGGGGAUUUAAAAUGGAAGUCUUAUACCGAGAUACGGAGUGCUCAUCUACUUAUGGACCUUUAGCAGCUUUCGAACUUUACAAUUCUGGAGCUGUAGAUGUUCUUUUAGGUCCAUUAUGUCCCUAUGUGUUAGCGCCAGUAGCUAGAUAUUCUGCUGUUUGGGACUUGCCAAUUCUAACUGCUGCAGGACAGAAUGACAACUUCGAUAUCAAGGAACCACAUUACAGAUUAUUAACGAGAAUGAAUGGCUCCUAUUCUCAAAUUGGUUUAAUAUUUCUCCAAGUCCUGAAGAAGUUUAAUUGGAAAGUUGUGGCUCUUAUAUUUCAUAACUAUGAUGACCGCUCUCUUGGAAAUUCUGAUUGUUAUUUCACGUUGGGAGCCGUUUACACAGCACUGGGAAGAAAGUCGUUUUACAAAGACUUUGAUGAAACUAAUCCAAAUAUGGAUUAUAAAGAGCUGCUAAAAGAAGUUUCGCAGCAUGCUAGAGUAAUUGUGAUGUGUGCAUCGCCAGAUUCAAUUCGGACAAUUUUAUUUACUGCAGAUGAACUUGGAAUGGUAAAUAGUGGAGAAUAUGCUUUCUUCAGUGUUGAGCUUUUUACCAGUAAAAACGAAAGUAGAAGACCCUGGUAUCGUGAAUUCGAUACGAAAGAAAAAAACAACAAGGCCCGUGCAGCUUAUGAAGCUCUGAUUACAGUGACAGCGAGAAUACCAGAAACAGCAGAGUACGCCGAAUUUUCAAAAGGAGUGAAACAUCUUGCAUUAAAGAAAUUUGGAAAACCUUAUGGAAAGGAAGAGGUUAACAUAUAUGUAACUGCUUUUCACGAUGCUGUCAUACUUUACUCCCUUGCUUUGAAUGAAACCUUAAGCGAAGGAUAUAGCUUAAAAAACGGAACAAUUGUAACUCAAAAAAUGUGGAAUAGAACAUUUGAAGGCAUUACUGGAAAUGUUAGCAUAAAUGAAAAGGGGGAUCGUUUUGUAGAUUAUUCAUUACUUGAUAUGGAUUCUGACACUGGAAUAUAUGAGGUCGUAGCAAACUAUUACGGAGUGAGCCAAGAAUUUGUGGAUGUUCCAAGAAAAUACAUUCGAUGGGCAGGUAACAGAAUUUCUCCACCAUUAGAUGUGCCUGAAUGUGGUUUUGACGGCUCAAAAUGUCAAGAUGAAUUGUUUCCUCAGUACGUAAUUGUCACAUCUGUUUUGAGUGGGGUAAUCAUUGUCUUCAUCAUUAUGUCAUUUUUCAUAUACAGGCAUUUUCAAUUAGAGGCCGAACUUGCUUCCAUGACUUGGAAAAUUCGAUGGGAAGAUAUUGUGGAUCCAAAACAUGGCAUGCGAAAGCGAUCGAGCUCAAGGCAAAGUUUAAAUCGAAUUAGUCUUGGGAGUUCGUGUCCAUCGGAUGCUUUGUCUAUUACUGAUUUUAACAGGCAAAUCUUUGUGCGUAAUGGUUAUUACAAAGGUAUGGUUGUAGCUAUUAAGACCAUCAAUAAAUCAAGAGUAGAUAUAACAAGAUUAUUAUUACUUGAGCUCAAAAAAAUGAAAGAUUUACAGCAUGAACAUAUCGUGCGAUUUGUGGGUUGCUGUGUGGACCCUCCUCAUUGCUGUCUAAUUACGGAAUACUGCCAGAAAGGAAGCCUUCAAGACAUAUUGGAAAAUGAGGAAAUAAAACUUGACUGGAUGUUUCGUUUUAGCCUCAUGCAUGAUGUAGUGAAAGGAAUGGCCUAUUUACACAGCAGUGAGAUUCGAUCACAUGGCAAUUUAAAAUCAACAAACUGUGUAGUCGAUAGCAGAUUUGUAUUAAAAAUCACAGACUUUGGUCUACAUGGUCUAAGAAUAUAUGAUGAGAAUGAAAAUGAGGAUUCGUAUGCACACUGGAGACGAAAGUUAUGGACUGCUCCUGAACUUCUAAGAAUGCAUAAUCCACCCCUGGAGGGUACACAAAAAGGUGAUGUUUAUUCAUUCGCUAUAAUCGCUCACGAGAUUGUUGUUCGUCAAGGAGUUUUCUUUACUAUCACUGACAUUUCGCCUAAAGAAAUUAUUGAAAAUGUGACCUACGGCAUGAAACCACCCUACCGGCCAGUAUUAGAAUUGGAAAAUUGUGAUGAUGGAAUGAUACAAGUAAUCAAGAGAUGUUGGUCUGAAGAACCAGUAGAUCGUCCUGAUUUUCAAACACUAAAAUCAAUCAUAAGGAAAUUAAAUAAAGAGAACGAGAGCGGAAACAUUUUGGACAAUCUAUUGUCUCGCAUGGAACAGUAUGCCAACAACUUAGAGAGCCUUGUAGAAGAAAGAACGGCUGAUUACCUGGAAGAAAAGAGAAAGGCUGAAAAUCUUCUUUACCAGCUGUUGCCACGAUCAGUGGCCAGUCAGCUUAUACAUGGGCAAUCUGUGACAGCCGAAGCUUUUGAUUGUGUUACAAUUUAUUUCAGUGACAUUGUUGGAUUUACAUCAUUGUCAGCUCAAAGCAAUCCAAUGCAGGUUGUUGAUCUUCUUAAUGACUUAUACACAUGUUUUGAUUCCAUUAUUGAAAAUUUCGAUGUCUAUAAAGUGGAAACAAUUGGAGAUGCUUACAUGGUUGUGUCUGGCUUACCCGUUCGAAAUGGUAAUUUGCAUGCAAGAGAAAUAGCUAGAAUGUCUCUCAGAUUGCUUGAAGCUGUCCUCUGUUUUACAAUCAAGCACCGACCUAAAGAGCAGCUGAAACUUCGCAUUGGAUUACAUACAGGCUCAUGCGUCGCUGGUGUAGUUGGUCUCAAAAUGCCUCGAUACUGUUUAUUUGGUGAUACAGUAAAUACCGCCUCACGAAUGGAAUCAAAUGGUUUGCCUUUGAAAAUUCACGUUAGUAGCAGUACAAAAGAAAUUCUUGACGCAUUCAAUACUUUCAAAUUGGAACUAAGAGGUGAAGUUGAAAUGAAGGGAAAAGGAAAACAAACCACCUAUUGGCUAUUAGGGGAAGAAAAGAUGAAUGAUGCACUGCAAGAUCUUUUAGAAUGUCCUAAGGAGACUCAUUUGUAAUUUAAAUGCAUAGUAUGUGUAAUAAAAUGGCAUUAAAACCCUUUUUAAAUGUA